Spirodela intermedia is the source of this 360-nucleotide messenger RNA. The record is from the annotation of a GenBank genome assembly. NCBI's taxonomy places the organism in Eukaryota, Viridiplantae, Streptophyta, Magnoliopsida, Alismatales, Araceae.
AUGCCCAGCAUAGAGCUCUCGUCGAAGUUCUUCGUCGCCUCCCGUAUUUCUGAGAAAGCUAGAAAACGGCCCAAGGCGAGAGAACCUGAAGAGGCAAAGGUGUUUGCAGAGGCCUUGGUUUCUGAGUUGCCCCCGAUGGAAGGAACCGCCAGCCAUGCCGCCGUAUGGUUUGGUGGCUGCGGCGUCUUCAUCUCGUGGCGGCGGCGGCGGCGGCGACGGCGGCGGCGACGGCGAGAGCAUAGAAUAAGAACUGCCACCCCUAAACCCAAGAGCACAGACGUCCCCAAGGCUGAUCCUACAAGCACUACCGCCAUCAGUUUCUUCUUCGAGGAUUCUUCACCUGGUCGAUACGGCAGAUGA